AUGGCAACAACAGCAACAACCAGUAGUCCGAAUGGGUUGAGUCCUCCUCAUACUACACAUACUCAUGGUAGUACGAAUAACAACAAUUACAUCAACGGUGGUAAUAGUAGUAGCAACAGCAACGGCUCCAACACCAGUACACCAACUACAACAAACAUAGUAUCACCCUUACCUCAACAAACUCAACAAGCAACACCUAAUCUACAGCGACAGCUACUGCAGCUGCAACUGCAACAACUACCUAAUCUUGAGUCAACGCCACGCUCGUCUCAUUCUGAUACCACCCCUCCUUCCUUACAUUCAAUACCCCAACAUCAACAUCAACUGCAGCAGCUGAACAAAUCAAACACCACAAACAAUGCUUGCUCCUCGCCUCAUAAUUUGCAUAUACAACCACACCAAUCGCAAUCAGUGCCAUUGCUUUAUAAUCAAUAUACCCCUAAUAACAGUACUACUACUACCACUGCUAAAAAUGGCCAUUUCUUACUGCCAAAAAGUCCUUAUCAUUCGUCUUCUUCAGUUAUCAAGAAUAAUGGCUAUAUUACUGGUAAUAGUAAUAGUAGUACGCUAUCUACUCCUAGAUCAGGUUCAAUACUGGGGCCAUCUACUCCAUCAUUUAAAUUUAACUCACCUUCUCCCACUACACCUACAUUUGCCACUAGUUUCCCAUCAACUGUUUCUCAGCAAUCAGUUGCCAGUUUAAACCCUCAAGAUUAUGAUUUCAUUUUCGAUGUUCGUCCUUUUAAUUUAUAUUCCAAAAGUAGGAUUACCAAGUCAACUAACUUGUGUCUUCCAACAACAUUAUUAAAACGUAAUUCAAUGAGUUUAAUUGAUUUGAUUAAUAUGGUUGAUUUGUCUAGCGAUUUGAAAGAAGUAUUUACAAAACAUUUACAAAAGGAAGGACAGCAACAGCAACAAGAAGAAGUAGAGGAUGAUAAACUUUCGAUUUUAAUUUAUGAUCAAUGUUCUUCAAAUGAUGCAAUUACUUUCCCCUUGUAUCAAACUAUUUCAAAGUUUGAAAAAUACCAUGAUAGGUUCAACAUUUAUUAUCUUGACGGUGGAUUUUCUGGUGCUUUGAUUCAAAAUAAUGGAGUGGUUGAAACGAUGCCACUCAUGAAUAAUAGCAGAGAUGGCAAUGAUGGCGGUGCAAAUUCCAAUGGACAUCGCAAAACCAAAAGUUUGUCAGGAUUCACAUUACCAUCAGCCACCAAUUUUAAGACCAAAUUUGUUCAAUCUAUUAAAAAAAAUAAUGAUUAUGAUGUGAAGAAGGGAAGCGAUACAAAUAAAGAGUUUUUCAGUGAUUUACCUAAUGAAUUUGCCAAACCAUCGUCAAAUACCAGCGUGUCUGAAUCAACCGACUCAUCGUACAAGUAUAAGUUGAGAGAAAUUCCUGCUAAAUUGACACUCCCCCACUGGUUACAAUUUAUGAAACAAGACUCUAAUGAUGAACUGUUGAAGUAUAUGAUUGCCAAGUUCAACAAGAUUGAAGAAAUUGAAAAGUGUCGAUUAAAUAAGAUGGCUUCCAAUUUCAAGUCACCAUAUACUGCCAAUAUUCAAGGCCAGGAUAAAAUCUUUUCGCCUUGUUGCCCAGAUUGUUCUAAAAUUGAUUUCCAAUUACCACAAGGGAUUGAAUUUGGUUACAAGAAUAGGUUUAAUAAUGUAUGGCCGUAUGAACAUUCACGAGUCAAGUUGGGUCAAGCUAAGAACGAUGUGCUGGCUAAAGAGGAAGAGGCGGAAGAGGCGGAAGAGGCAGAGCAAAACCAUAGUCAUGUACACCAGCACAACCAUAGCAACCACAAAUACAGUCAACAAGAUGACUACUUUAAUGGUAACUACAUUAACACCAAUGCAUUAAUAAGUAAUAGCAUCACCUACAUUGCCACCCAAAACCCGUUGGCAUCAACAAUUGACGAUUUUUGGUCCACCAUUGAACAAGAAGAUGUGCAAAUUAUCGUCAAUUUAGAAACCAAACCAAUUCAAUAUUUCGAUCACCCCAAAGUCAAGUCCAUUGAAAUGAUUGAUACUCCAUAUCCUGAUUUCAAGUUGCGGUUAAUUAACAAUCAUAUAUAUCAUUUCCAUUAUUUAUCAUGGCCUGAUUUCGGAAUUCCUCAAUCAUUCAAAUCAAUCUUGGAUAUGGUUCAAUACAAGAACCAAUUGAUAGAAGAUCACAAAUUGAAUAAGAAAUUGUUGGUUCAUUGUACUGCUGGAUGUGGAAGAACUGGAGUUUUCAUAACUAUUGAUGCAUUGAUUCAAGCAUGGAAGAAUCUGAAACAACGAGUAAUGGAUUCGGAUAUUGAUUUGGUUUAUAAAUUGGUGCAACAUCAACGAAGACAACGAGUGGGGAUGGUGCAGAAUUUGGAUCAAUUUAUUAUAAUUUAUGAGAUAUUCAUAGAGUAUUUAAUUAAUAAUAAGUAA
Messenger RNA from Lodderomyces margitis, 2415 nucleotides. It is a transcript of the gene PTP2, whose product is annotated as tyrosine protein phosphatase. Gene Ontology annotation, molecular function: protein tyrosine phosphatase activity; protein binding. Gene Ontology annotation, biological process: protein dephosphorylation. The record is from RefSeq and is a predicted model, not a curated record. Bases 1 to 2415 code for a protein of 804 amino acids. NCBI's taxonomy places the organism in Eukaryota, Fungi, Ascomycota, Pichiomycetes, Serinales, Debaryomycetaceae. The transcript has a single exon.